Molecule: messenger RNA, 3370 nt
Organism: Trifolium pratense (red clover)
Lineage: Eukaryota; Viridiplantae; Streptophyta; Magnoliopsida; Fabales; Fabaceae
Product: autophagy-related protein 9-like
Exons: 11
Coding region: 458-3055 (865 amino acids)
Biological process (GO): protein localization to phagophore assembly site; autophagy of mitochondrion
Cellular component (GO): autophagosome; phagophore assembly site
Source: RefSeq, a predicted model, not a curated record
AAGAAGGUGAAAAAUGUUUAAAACGAGAGAGCCAAACGCGGCGUUUCAGUUGUACAAUCUUGUAGGGAAGGAGAAGAAGAAGAAGAAGAAGCUAGCGAUUAAAAAGAGAAGCAAGAACAAACAAUAAUAAUAAUAAUAAUAAUAAAAACCUAUGCUAUGCUCCUUCUGAACGCAAACCUUAUUAUUCAAAUAAUAUUAAUAUAAUAUCCCUCUAAUUUCAUCUUCCACCACGCAACUACAGCGAUAAUCAAUCCCUAUUCUUGCGUUCUUCUCUCAGAUUCUUCAACUUCUACUUCUGCUUUUACUUCAAGGUGCAGCUGGUUCCUUGAAAUCUUUUUGGGAUUUUGGUGUUGACAGUUUUGUAUGAUAUUCCCUUAUGAUCAGAACCUUGUUUUAACUGUUUUGAUCUUUGGGGAAUGAACUGGCUGUUUACACCUACUGUUAGUGUCUGUGAACAAUGUUUAGCAGACCAAGUGGUUCCGGUGCUUUUAGUAUAUUUAAAUGGAAACGGCGAGGUGCGUCAUCUCUGACAAGAGGUUUACUUCAUGAUUCGACAGAGAUUGAAUUGUCUCAUUACGGAAAGACCGAUAGUCCAGGAAGUGAGAGUCCUUCAGAUCUCCUUAAUGGCGAAAGUGUAUACGUAGAACCAAUUGCUGAUUUGGAUCUCUUCUUUGAAAGACUUUAUAGCUACUACUGUGAGAAGGGGCUAUGGUGCAUUGUUAUAAAGUGGAUUGUUGAACUUCUAAGUCUUGGGUUCACCAUAUGCUUUUCAGGAUUUUUUUUAUUAUAUGUUGAUUGGAAUGGGCUCCGUAAUGCAAAAUGUGGGAUGGAUGCAGUUGAAUCCGGAAUUAAGCCCUGUGAUCUUGGUAAAGAAGCUCUUAAUCAACACCCUUUAACCCCAAUGACACUUACCAAAGCUAUUAUUGUUGGAUACUUGGGAAUUUUUUCCAUCUAUUGGAUAGUUUGCUUCUUGAGAUUCUUUGCUCAACUAAAGGAUACUCUGGAAAUCCGUCAGUUUUACUACGACAGUCUCCAUGUUACUGACAAUGAAAUUCAAACUAUGCCUUGGGCCACAAUUGUUGACAAAGUUGUUCUCGUUCAAAGUACUCGGAAACUAUGUGUGCUGAAGCAUCUUUCUGCUCAUGAUAUAGUCAUGAGACUCAUGCGGAAGGAGAACUACUUAAUUGGAAUGAUCAACAAGGGUGUGCUUGCUUUCCCCAUUUCACAAUGGUUUCCAGGAGUCGGUCCUAUAGUCCAAUCUAGUCCCGAUGGAGCACAAAAUCGUUUAGUACUUACCAAGACCCUUGAAUGGACUUUAAAUUGGUGCAUCCUGCAGAGCAUGUUUGAUCGCAACUUUAGGGUCAGAAGAGAUUUUGUGUUAAAUCCAAAGACAUUACAGACAAGGCUUAUGGUAGUUGGGUUUGCAAUGCUUUUACUUUCUCCAUUCCUUGUCAUAUUCAUGCUGGCAUAUCUCUUUCUGAGGCAUGCUGAGCAAUUUUAUAACCACCCAAGCACGGCAUCGUCUCGAAGAUGGUCAAAUUUGUCUAGGUGGAUUUUUAGGGAAUUCAAUGAGGUGGACCAUCUCUUCAGGCAUCGGAUUAAUAACAGUGUAUUGCAUGCUUCUGAUUAUCUCAAGCAAUUUCCUUCACCUAUCAUAUCUAUCAUUGCAAAAUUCAUAUCUUUUGUAUCGGGAGGCUUUGCUGCAAUUCUGAUCAUUAUUGCUUUUCUCGAGGAGUCUCUGCUAGAGGGACAUAUAUUUGGUCGGAACUUGUUUUGGUAUGCUGCUGUUUUUGGAACUAUAACUGCUAUUAGCCGGGCUGCAAUUGCAAAUGAGCUUCUGGUAUUAGAUCCCGAGGGAGCAAUAUCUAUGGUGGUUCAGCAUACACACUAUAUGCCAAAGAGAUGGCGUGGUAAAGAAUUUACUGAAGUGGUUCGCGUUGAGUUUGAAACCUUAUUCCAGUAUACUGGAAUGAUGUUACUUGAGGAUAUGGCUUCAAUUUUCCUCACUCCAUAUUUGCUUCUGUUUAUUGUCCCAAAGCGAGUUGAUGAUAUCUUACAGUACAUUGCUGAUUUCACUGUAAAUGUUGAAGGUGUUGGGCACGUUUGCAGUUUUAGCACCUUCGAUUUUCAAGAGCAUGGAAACACUCAUUACGGUUCCCCAUACAGUGCCCCUCGUAACCGGAGAAGUUCACAGGGGAAGAUGGAGAAAUCGUUGUUGAGCUUUCAGAGUAGUUAUCCAUCUUGGGAACCAAAUGCUCAGGGGAAGCAAUUUUUGCUAAAUCUUAGAACAUUCAAAGAGAAGAAGUUAUCAGUACAUGGAAACGGACACGGAUCUUCCCCUCCUAGAAUGUGGAGGGGUAGUCCCAAUAUGGCAGGCAAUGGAGACAGGAACAGGUUUAUAUCCGGGGAAAUACCAUACAGUACUUAUGUCCCUGGAAAUCACUUUGGUUCUUUGUGGUUUAUUGAAGCCAACCAGAACAAUCACCCCUAUCUUCUUGAUUGGUACUACACAUCUCGACCUCAUGAUGCUACUUCGGGAGAUGUUCCAUUCGAACCAUUUGGAGUAACUGAACAUUAUUCCAAAGACUAUUCGAUGCCCUCCAACUUGACACAGAAUGAACCUGAGUUUGAAGAAUACUCAAACGAGUACGAGGAAGAUCGGGCUGCAUCUCAUCUUGGUGCUUCCACAUCAGCUCCCAUCUUCAGGGAGAGCCUUAUUCAGGACCAGAGUUAUAAUGAACCGCCCAACGCCACCAGAAGCCAUUGGUGGGCUAGAAGUCACCUACAGAGUGGACGGGCUCAGACAAGCUUUUUUGAGCCUCCAGAUUUCAAUGACCUAACAACAUAUAAUUAUCACGACAAGUUUUCUGAUAGAGGGUCAGAAGAUCAAGAUCAAGAACAACACUUUCACUGGAGAGAUCAUCACAACAAAUUAUCUAGAACAACGACGGCAGAUGACUUAGAGGCAGGAGAAUUUAAUCUACAUUUUGGUGAUAUUUAUAGUAGACCUCCAAAAACUCCCACUAUAGAUACCAGCACCGCAAGCUUUGAGUAGUAGAUUUGUCACUCUCCCACAUUAUUUGUUUGGGAGGUUCUUGCUUUCAAUUAAAUGGAAUGCAUGAAUUUCCAAAUCAUGAUUGUCCCUUUUCUAUUUAGUUAUUUGGAAAUUCUAUUCUUUUCUGUACAUAGAUUCAUUAGAGUGAGGUUAAACUGUUAAAUGAGCCUCAUCUUGAUGUUGGUACUUAAAAACAUCUUAAAGCUGCCUUUGUCAAGAGGUCUGGGAUACCUUCCAUUUUUCUGGUGUAAGGACCUCCCAAAAAAUAGUGUAGCAACUGUCCUGAUUCAUUAACCCAAUUUCUUGUUUUAAGAA